This is a messenger RNA of Zingiber officinale, 1163 nucleotides long. RefSeq names its product probable esterase D14L. Gene Ontology annotation, biological process: response to karrikin. The record is from RefSeq and is a predicted model, not a curated record. The transcript is spliced from 2 exons. Lineage: Eukaryota; Viridiplantae; Streptophyta; Magnoliopsida; Zingiberales; Zingiberaceae. The coding region runs from base 107 to 925 and encodes 272 amino acids.
GGGUAGGGGACUGGCCGAUGAAAGGGAUAGCACGGGGGAGGGAAAGAUAAAUAGACGAAGAAGAGGAAGAGAGUAAAAGCAGAAGAAGUAGGCAACUCCGAGUAGCAUGGGGAUAGUGGAGGCGGCGCACAAUGUGCGGGUGAUUGGCCGGGAGGGGGAACGGGGCACCAUCGUCCUGGCGCAUGGGUUCGGUACCGAUCAGUCGGUUUGGAAGCAUCUGGUGCCGCACCUGGUGGAGGACUACCGUGUGGUACUUUUCGACAACAUGGGUGCCGGCACCACCAACCCCGACUACUUCGACUUCGAUCGCUACGCCACCCUCGAGGGCUAUGCCCUUGACCUCCUCGCCAUCCUCGAGGAGCUCCGGAUUGGACCCUGCAUCCUCGUCGGCCACUCGGUCUCCGCUGUUAUUGGUGCCAUCGCCUCCAUCUCCCGACCUGACCUCUUCACCAAGAUCGUCAUGCUUUCAGCCUCCCCUAGGUAUUUAAAUGAAGCGGACUAUUUUGGGGGGUUUGAACAGGAAGAUUUGGAUCAACUCUUUGAUGCGAUGAGAUCAAACUUUAAGGCAUGGGUAUCUGGAUUUGCACCAUUAGCGGUGGGUGGAGACAUGGAUUCUGUAGCAGUUCAAGAGUUCAGCAGGACAUUAUUCAACAUUCGCCCAGACAUUGCCUUGAGUGUGGCCCAGACAAUAUUCCAGAGUGACUUGAGGAGCAUACUUGGUUAUGUUUCUGUUCCUUGCCACAUCCUGCAGAGUAGCAAAGAUCUUGCAGUUCCCGUAGUGGUGUCUGAAUACUUGCACCAGAACCUUGGUGGCGAAUCCAUUGUGGAGGUAAUGUCCUCUGAGGGCCAUCUCCCACAGCUUAGUUCUCCGGACAUCGUCAUUCCUGUUCUUCUCAGGCACAUAAGGUACGACAUUGCAGUAUAACAACGAUAUCCAAGUCUACAUUAACUAGAAUAAUCCUCUCUUGUAAUUAACUACAUUAGCAUCUAUAUUUUGCUUGAAAUGUUGUAAACUACGUGAUUCAUUGUGUUUGUAGAAUUAAGGGACGUUAUUGUCCUAGUUAUGUAAGUGAACUCAGCGAAGUGAUCGGAUAAAUGUACUAGUUACUGACAUGAUUCAAGAACUUCUAAAUUAAUAUUUAUCUCCGUGCUUAAUUGGUAAA